Arachis stenosperma is the source of this 1857-nucleotide messenger RNA. Its product is annotated as altered inheritance rate of mitochondria protein 25. The record is from RefSeq and is a predicted model, not a curated record. The transcript has 15 exons. Gene Ontology annotation, cellular component: plasma membrane. NCBI's taxonomy places the organism in Eukaryota, Viridiplantae, Streptophyta, Magnoliopsida, Fabales, Fabaceae. Gene Ontology annotation, biological process: plasma membrane phospholipid scrambling. Bases 473 to 1567 code for a protein of 364 amino acids. Gene Ontology annotation, molecular function: phospholipid scramblase activity.
ACCCCAAUUUACCCCAUUUCAGAAAGUAAAAUGCAAGGACUCCCCCAUUUCACCUCCGCCAUUUCAGUACCAGCUCCCCCUCUCCAUUGCCGCCGCGCCGCCGUCGCUCUUUCAUAGCCGCCGUUGUUGCUGCUGCGCUAGUCUUCCCCUUCAAUUGACGAUUUCUAACUUCUUGUUAAUGGAUGAAAAUUUUUGGUAGCCAUCAAGCUAGUUCAUGACAUCAAAACAAAACACAACAAGGAGCAAGACUGCUACAUAGAGAAAGAGAAGAAAGAGAAGAGGAAGGAGAGGGAGAAGAAAAAGGAGAAGAGUCCUUCACUUCUUUUGAGAUCUUUUUAUUUCAAGGCCACAGCUUUGAGCCAGGUACAACCCCCCGCCGUUCAGCACAACCAGCUCGGGUCACAGACCCCCCACCUCGGGCCUUGCCAGAAGACCGAGCUACACGUUUCAGUUGUAAUCUUUUGGAUUGAAGAUGACUUGGACAAAGUACGGUAGGAUCUGCUUCUCUAAGAUAAGCAAUCCCCAUGUCUAUGGGCUUUUGGGUCUUCAACAAAAUGUUGCUAGGAACUAUAACAAUAACAUUCCCAGCAUUGUGUGUCGGCUAUUUGGAAGCGGCGUUGGCCGUGGAAAUGAAGCUGAUCAUCAGUUGAGUAGGGAAUUCCUUGUGAAGCUUUGGGCUGCUGAUAGGAAAAUGGGGAAGCACCCCAUAGAGAAACAAAGGAUGAGACUGCUUGAUGGUGAUCGCAGAGGGUUUUUCAAUUCCUCUGUUGCUGAAGACAGCGGAGUCAAAAGGAGAGGUAAAAAGCUCUUGAAGCAACCUCCAAUUAGUCAAUCUGUUUCUGAGGUUUUGAAAGCAGAAUCUCCCGAAGAGGCCAAGUUAGCACCUUUGGUUGCGAGGUCCAACUUGCUAAUUACCAGGGAUAUUGAGUGGGCAAAUCUUGUAUUUGGCUUUGAGCAGGAAAAUCGUUACGCCAUUGUAGAUCCGUGCUACCCUAAAUCGCCUGUAGGUUUCAUUCGUGAACAGAGCAAUGUGCUUGCCAGGCAGUUUCUUCGUCUACGGCGGCCUUUCAUUGCAUACAUAACUGAUGGUUUGGGGAACGAGCUUUUCAGGGUUCGAAGACCAUUUUGGUGGAUAACAAGCUCAAUUUAUGCAGAAAUUGAUGGUAAGGAAGUUGGAGUAGUUCACCAGAGAUGGCAUCUUUGGAGGAGAAUCUAUGAUUUGUACCUAGGGAAUAAACAAUUUGCUGUGGUUGAGAAUCCUGGCCUUUGGAAUUGGACUUUCACCUUGAAAGAUAUUAACGGUGAGGUUCUAGCUCAGAUAGAUCGUGAUUGGAGAGGUUUUGGCUUUGAGCUUUUGACUGAUGCUGGUCAAUAUGUUAUUCGGUUUGGGAUCUCAGAUCCAGACUUGAAGAUUGGCCGUGCUUCCAAGAUGGAGGAACUAGAAGUUAUUCGCCCACUGACCCUGGCGGAGAGAGCUGUAGCAGUAGCUCUUGCCAUAUCACUAGAUAAUGACUUUUUCUCAAGACAUGGAGGCUGGGGAUUACCGUUCUUUGUUGCAACCGAAUAAACUCGAUUUGGCAAUGUUACUUGAUGAUUGCAUAAUUCCUGAAGCCAUUCUCUACCAUGUAUGUGUGUGUGUGUUGUUAAAAAAAUGGUGUUACAAGCUGAUGAUUGGUAUGAAAUCCAUUUAUCCAUGUAAGAAAAUCAGACUACAACUCUUGCACUUAAAUCUGAUGAUUCCUUAGCUGAAUGGCAAGGUCAGUGAUGUGCCAACUAUUUCAAUGUGAUGAUAAGGCAGAAAGUGAUUGAUUGAGAUAUCAUAUUCUUACAUACAGGAUGUCACAAAACCUUGAUUUA